AUACCAACUUACCAUUACACCCCUCGUAAUGCUCUUUUCUUUGCCUUUUGCCCUUCUCUCUCCUCCAUUGAAGAGCAUCGCUAUUUAACAGCCUUCGCGCUACCGCCCCAACCUUAUUCUCUCUCUCUCUCUCUCUACCCACUUCUUGCAAUUGCACCCCCUUCAAGAACGAGGAGAAUUCGAUCCCAAUUUACACCUUCGUGUGCAAGUUCACCGGCAAUUCGAGAGGCAGCAAUGGCGUCUCCCGCCGACGAGGCUCUCCCGGCGCUGCCGUCCAUCAAGACGGCGCCUUUGCCGCCCCCGCCGUCCUCCUCGUCCUCUCCGUCGCCGGCGCGGGACGGCGCAAAGGAGGCGGAGGAGGAGGACCGAGGGCCGUCGACGCCGACGUCGGAGGAGAGCAGGCUCCGGCCGCCCGCGGUGUGCCCGCCGGCUCCGCGCAAGCCGCCGGCGCCGCGGCUGCCCGCGCCGAAGCGGAAGCUGCCGCUGCCCUCGCCCUCGCCCGCGCGGGUGUUCGUCGCCGUCCCGCGCGACCUCUCCGCCGUGUUCCGGUCGCUGCCCCCCAAGAAGCGGAUCCGGGUGUCGUGAUGCCGUGAUCUGGCCGUAAUUUAUCAUGGCCUUCUUGGCUUUGUCGAUUUCUUGGAGAAUUCUUCUGAGUUCUUGGCUUCUUCUUCUUUUCUUUUAUCCUUGGGUUACUGGUAUCCACGACCAUGGUAUAAAUUAUAAUUUGCGGUUUAAAUAACGCAUUAUUUUUAUGUGUGUUUUAUUUUCUUCUUUUUUGUUGUGUUUGUGUGAGCGAGAAUUUGUUGCUCUAGAAUGAAUAUAUUGCUGUUACUGAAUGGAAGCAGUUCAAAUAAAAAAAGCCUGUAAGAAAAUCCACACUGA
This is a messenger RNA of Phragmites australis (common reed), 882 nucleotides long. Its product is annotated as predicted GPI-anchored protein 58. The transcript has a single exon. The coding region runs from base 235 to 585 and encodes 116 amino acids. The record is from RefSeq and is a predicted model, not a curated record. NCBI's taxonomy places the organism in Eukaryota, Viridiplantae, Streptophyta, Magnoliopsida, Poales, Poaceae.